Quercus lobata is the source of this 1036-nucleotide messenger RNA. RefSeq names its product FCS-Like Zinc finger 2. The record is from RefSeq and is a predicted model, not a curated record. Bases 289 to 822 code for a protein of 177 amino acids. Lineage: Eukaryota; Viridiplantae; Streptophyta; Magnoliopsida; Fagales; Fagaceae. The transcript is spliced from 2 exons.
AGGUAUUUUGGGCCAAUGGAUUCACCUGCACGGAUUCUAGAGAAACCUGCCCGUAGUUUCUCACUCUCUCUCUGUCUCAUAGUCUUCACCAACUUCUCUUUAUAACCCAUCUGCCUUCCAUAUCUUCCACUCCAUCUCUCUCUCGCUUUAUCUCUCUCUCUCUCUAAAACACAUUCUAGACCCCAAAGAGAAAACAAGAACAACAGAAAAAACCCCAAAACACACGCACUAAAAAAAAAUUGCUGGUGUUUUAGAACCACACAUACACGAUAUCUUUUUUGUUAAUUGAUGGAGUCCACAAGUACAAGGAGGCCUUGUUUCAUCGAGGAAGAUUAUGGGUUGGCUUCUUUGGCAGACAUGGAAGCUGGGAUCUCUGGAACUGGGAACCAGCAUAAUCAUACCCACCAUAGUCACAACCAAAACCACCCUUUCUUCUCUAGGACACUGUGUUACAGUGCCUCGUAUAAUAUUAGUAGGAGGGGUAGUUUGAGAAACCUCUCGGCUUUGUCUCCGAGAUCUGCUGGGCCUAGGUUCUAUGAUGCAAGAUUCGAGGAUCACCAACCCCAUUUCUUGGAAGCCUGUUUUCUUUGCAAGAAACCACUUGGGGAUAACAAAGACAUCUUCAUGUACAGAGGUGACACUCCAUUCUGUAGUGAAGAGUGCAGACAGGAACAAAUAGAAAUCGAUGAAGCAAAGGAGAAGAACUGGAAUCUUUCUUCCUCAAUGAAGGCGUUGAGGAAAAAGCAACAGAGAGAGUCCACUUCCCCAAACAAAACCCAGAAGAACUACCCUUUACGUACAAGCACUGUUGCAGCCGCUUAAGUAUAUUAACCAAACAAAAAAAACAAAGAUGUGGACCUACCACAAUAUAUUACCAGAAAAAGAAAUGAGAAGUAUAAAAAAAAAAUUAUGCUUUGUGUUUUAGGAAGAGAAAUAGGGCGGAGAUACAAGAAGAAGAAAGAGAGACCCAUUUGAGAAUUUUGUGUAUGUUGAAACUGUGAAUCGUAAUUAGUAGGAGAAAGUGUGUUUGGUUGCU